This is a messenger RNA of Cydia fagiglandana, 2316 nucleotides long. RefSeq lists its product as uncharacterized. Bases 332 to 2101 code for a protein of 589 amino acids. The transcript is spliced from 2 exons. Gene Ontology annotation, molecular function: nucleic acid binding. The record is from RefSeq and is a predicted model, not a curated record. Gene Ontology annotation, biological process: DNA integration. Lineage: Eukaryota; Metazoa; Arthropoda; Insecta; Lepidoptera; Tortricidae.
CUCUCGCACCAUAUUAGAAGACUGCUACGUGGAUGACCUAAUUACAGGAAAUAAUGAUAAACACGCUUUAAUUGACAUCUGUGAAAAGGUCACCGACGUACUACAGUCAGGUUGUUUCCCGCUCCGAAAAUGGGUGUUUAACUUUGACGUUUCGCAAUUUUCCUCGUCCAAAAUUACGUCACGCGAAUUGUGUUUAGGCGAUAACUGUCAAAGUAAAACACUCGGCUUAGGAUGGACCAACAACACUGACGAAUUUCAUUACACGGCAAAAAUACAACAGGAUAAUAACGAACCGAUAACAAAGCGCAAAAUAUUAUCGGUAAUUUCACAAAUGUAUGACCCUCUCGGGUUACUUUCGCCGGCCAUAAUUAUUGCCAAAAUUUUACUCCAAAAACUAUGGUUGUGCCGCUUAGAUUGGGACUCGGAAGUACCUGAGGAGGUCGCAUCAGCCUGGCGUAGAUACAUACUCACACAUACCCAACAUAUACAUAGCCUCCGCAUUCCUCGUUAUGUUAUGAAUGCGUCUGCGCAUUGCACACAGUUGCACUUUUUUUGUGAUGCUAGUCAAUCGGCCUAUGGAGCCUGUGCAUAUGUGCGUUCGCUUUCGGGACAUAAUAAUGAGGUCAUAACAGUGCAUCUGUUGUGUUCGAAGAGUAAAGUCGCUCCUUUGAAAUCCGUCACUAUCGCGAAACUUGAGUUGCUAGGCGCGCUGUUAGCUGCUAGGCUGUACGCAAAAGUAAUUAAAUCGCUCAAAGUGAAGUUCGAUUCUGUGUAUUUUUGGUGUGAUAGCACAAUCGUUCUAGGGUGGGUCCGAAUGUCACCCCACACCCUUAAAACCUUUGUUCAAAACAGAGUGUCUGAGAUAAACGAGUUAACCGGGAGCGCGCAGUGGUUACAUGUAAGUAGCAAAAAUAACGCAGCUGAUUUAGUUAGCCGCGGCCUUGAACUUGACGCGCUUAUCAAUAAUUCGUUCUGGUUCAACGGACCGCCCUUUUUGCAUGAACCAGAAUCUGACUGGUUACCUAGUACUUUAUCGCGCACUUCUGAAAUAAUACCGGCCGAUUUACCUGAAAUAAAAACAAAUACAAUUAGUAUGACAAGCCAAGUUAACACCGAUGUAUUCGAAUUCGACAGGUUUUCGUCUUUUAACCGCUUACGGCGCGCGGGUGCUUAUGUUUUACGAUUUAUAAACAACACACGCAUUAAAAACAAAAUAAAUCGUAAAACUGGCCCGCUGACUGUUGACGAAUUGAAUGCAUCGAUGCAACAUCUGGCGCGUCUUUCGCAAAUGAAAUCUUUUCCUGUCGAGUAUGAUAAGAUGAUAAAUAACUUACCUGUUAAACACACGCGCGGGAUUAAUAAAUUAAAUGUCUUUCUAGACACCGAUAAACUGAUAAGGGUCGGUGGUCGUAUUAGUAAUGCGACUAGUUUUUCAUACGACAAAAAACAUCCGAUUUUGCUUUGUUCGAAACAUCGUUUCACACAGCUUUUGUUUCAGAGUGAACACAUACGAUUACUGCAUGCGCCUCCUAGUCUCCUGCUUGCUACUAUCAAAGACUGCUGGUGGCCUCUCGGAGGCACUAAUUUAGCAAAGCGAGUAGUACGCACCUGUGUAACCUGCAUUCGCAUGAAGGCGAAAACGUUCGCGCCUAUAAUGGACCCAAACGACCUUUCCGCAUUAACUCCAGCUCAUUUCCUUAUUGGCCGACCGCUGACAGCGCCGCCCUGCAGGGACUUGACGGCAGAGACGGGCCGGCUCCCACGCUACGAGAUGCUGGAGAAAAUGCGACAACACUUUUGGCAGCGGUGGUCGAAACAAUAUAUUUCUGAGCUGCAGACCAGAACGAAGUGGCAGACGCACGGCCAGGAUAUCGUUCAGAACUCCUUAGUUCUGGUCAAGGAAGAUAACCUACCACCCCUCAAAUGGCGUUUGGGACGGGUGGUAGCUCUGUUCACAGGACACGACGGAGUCUCCCGCGUCGCUGACGUGAAAACAGCGAGCGGGACCAUACGCAGGGCUUUCACCAAGCUUUGCCCUCUCUUGAUGACGCCAGAGAGUGAAGCUGCGCCAGCCCCAUCUACAUCAACACAACCACAUUGAAAGCGGGUGCUUUCAAGGCCGGGGGCAUGUUCGCGAGCCUAACGCCAUCUAGCGGGCAUCCCAAGAAGAGGCGGAGUUUCCAAGCACGGCCGCGCGGGGGCGCGGCGACAGCCUCUAUCACUUUACCAUCUUACACGGCAAGGCACACAAGCCGCUCUCGCGAUUUUUGCCAAUUUUUAUAUAAAGUCGCCAUAUUACCAUAAGUUGUACAAUUU